This is a messenger RNA of Scatophagus argus, 3638 nucleotides long. RefSeq names its product lysine-specific demethylase 9. NCBI's taxonomy places the organism in Eukaryota, Metazoa, Chordata, Actinopteri, Scatophagidae. The record is from RefSeq and is a predicted model, not a curated record. The coding region runs from base 61 to 2385 and encodes 774 amino acids. Gene Ontology annotation, cellular component: nucleus. The transcript is spliced from 7 exons.
AUUUUGGGGGACCUGCGCAGUAGGAAGCCCGAGUCCUUUAAAUGGACUGUACGUGCAAAGAUGGCAGCUCAAGUCGACUUGCUCCGUGCAAAAGUAGAAGAGGAAAGGCUAAGGAACAGUCUGGACAGGUUCAUUAAAGAGAGGAAAAAGAAGAAGAAGAGGAACCUGUCGCCGUCAGCUGAGAAGCGGGAGAGGUCUGAGAAAGAGGUGAAGAGAGGGAAGCUCCAUCAUCACCAACACGCUGAGCGUCGGACCCACCAGCCGCAUCAGCUGCAGCAAAAUCCUAAACCACACAACUUCAGCGCAGGCAAACAUGUCCUGCACAGCCACAAACACAGCCACCACCACCACCACCACCAACACCAACACAAUCACAGUCUCACCAACGGCACGAAGAAGAACCUGCAGCCGACUUUGCCUCCUCCGCGGAAGGUACCGGAGCAGCUGCAGAAGAAGCGAGCGGUGCCUCCCGAGCCACCUGCGCUCUUCACUUUCACGCCUCUCAAAAUGGUCAAGGCCAAGCCCCAGGAUUUUAAAGAAAAGCACAGGGACAAAGGCCUGAAACUGAAGCAAAAGAAGGAAAAUGCCGAGGCGAAUGUGAAACACUCUGAACUGACGAAAAAGAAGGAGCCGAGGCCCCACAAUGAGAAUGUCAAGUCUCUAACACUGGAGGAAUAUCUCCUGAAGAAGAAAAAGAAGAAGAAGAAGCACCGCGAGGAUGAGCACACUUCCAAGAAGGUCCGAUACAUGCACAACAAAGCGGUUCAGACUGUGUGUUCAGGGCUCGGAGCAGAUCUUACUCUGCCCAUUUGCCCUGAUUCGUCUCUGCCUGGCACGGUGAAGCACGAAAGCAGUCAGCAGCCUGGCAGAGACGCUAUGGACGACCGCCAACCCUACCUCCAUGCUCUCAAACUGGGACACGUCCCCUUCCUGUCCCACCAAGAUCACUACAUCCGCAGCUCCUGCCUGCAGACGGGCACCUGGUAUGGACGCUUCAUGCAUGAGGAACGGCAAGCCAAUGGUGGGGGAGCAGUUCUGCAUGCCUAUGCCGAUGAGUUAUCUUGUCUCAGCCCGGCUGAGAUGGAGUGCUUUGCCCAGGAGUUUCUGGAGUUGGCCUUCGCUGAGCAGCCCAGAGGUGCGGCCUCCUAUGCCCUGGCAGUGGUGCACAGAGCAGCCUCCUACCUGCCCGACUUCCUGGACUACUUUGCCUUCAACUUCCCCAACACGCCAGUCAAAAUGGAGAUAAUGGGCAAGAAAGACAUUGAGACCACCACUAUUGCCAACUUUCACUCUCAGGUGAGCAGGACUUACUGUUCAGGAACAUACCGGUCCGGACCCAUGAGGCAGAUCAGCUUGGUUGGAGCCGUGGAUGAGGAAGUUGGAGAUUAUUUCCCAGAGUUCCUUGACAUGCUGGAGGAGUCGCCGUUUCUCAAGAUGACCCUGCCAUGGGGAAGCCUCUCCAGUUUAAAGCUGGACUGUCGCUCUCAGAGUGACGACGGGCCCAUCAUGUGGGUGCGACCUGGAGAACAAAUGGUUCCCACCGCUGACAUGCCCAAGUCGCCUUUUAAAAGGCGCAGGUCCAUGAAUGAGAUUAAAAAUCUACACUACCUGCCGAGGGCCAGUGAACCCAGAGAGGUUCUGUUUGAGGACCGGACUAAGGCUCAUGCUGACCACGUAGGCCAGAGCUUUGACUGGCAGAGCACUGCCGCUGUGGGCGUACUGAAGGCAGUGCACUUCGGAGAAUGGAAUAGCCGACCUCGGAUAACCAAAGAUGUGGUGUGUUUCCAAGCUGGGGACUUCAAUGAAGUUGUCCAGAGUCUACAGCUGGAUCUGUAUGAGCCCCCAGUGUCUCAGUGUGUCCAGUGGGUGGAUGAUGCCAAGCUUAACCAACUGAGGAGGGAAGGCAUCCGCUAUGUCCGUGUCCAGCUCUGUGAUGACGACAUUUACUUCAUCCCAAGGAACGUCAUCCACCAGUUUAAGACGGUGUCUGCAGUCUGCAGCCUGGCCUGGCAUAUCCGCCUCAAACAGUACCAUCCAGACGAGAAGGAUGAGGAGGAGGAGGAGGAAAAGGAGCAUCGCCCCACCUCCGGUCGAGUCUCUUUUUCCUCCCAUACAAGGCCUGAUGCCACAGUAACCCCCUGUGUAAGGCCCCUGGGAGAUAACACCAAAGGUGGGGUGGCCAAGACUGAGGAACCAGAGUUCCAGAGGCCAGCAACACCUCCCAAGGAGCCUCAGCCAGCCCCACCACAGCCCGCCAAAUCUGCUCACUUACCCCCAACGAACCAGGAUCCCCACCUUUCCUUGGAAGCAGUCCCCUCUGGAUGUACACCUUCAGAGCCCACCCUUUCAAAGGGUCUCUGCAACACUGCAGAGUUCCCUAAAUGACCCCCCCCCAACAGUCUCUCUUUCUGUCUGCUGUGGGAGGAGCAUAUCUGAAGGAUUUGUCUAAAAAUGACAUGUAUGUCAAUCAGGAAGCCUUUUAAACUAAAUUAUUCUCUCACACUUUUUAAAAAAUCUUUAAUUAUUGCUUAAAAAGUUCCCUGGUGUUUCUUUUUUUGUUCAGCCAAAGUGUGCUGUUUAGUAAGAUAAUAUAACACAUUUUAUAUUUUUAUUUAAACUGCACCCAUACUGGAACUCUACCGAUUCAAAAGGUGUGUGUCAAGAAAAGCAACCCUCACUAGAAAAUGUAUUAUUUAAGUUGCUUCCUUGCCAUAGGAAAUUUUAAAUUAACGCUCAAGGCUCAGCUGUUUCAUUUUUUGGCAGAAUAAUUUGAUGGAAGAUAGCAGCUUCAGCAGUGCUGAUGGAAGGAAUGUUCACGUGCAUAAUAUAUGAUUGUUCUGGAAGCAUCAUACUGACAUUAGACUGACUGUUAUUUCAGUGACUGAGGCAUUUAAAUUAACUUUAUUCAUAAGAUGCAGUCAGCUCCAUUUAAAUUGAGGACUUGGUCAGCUGUCUGCAAAACUGAGCCUUUACUGUUGGAAUGAAAAGCUCGACACUUAUUGGACAUACGGCACAUAUUUCCUGGAUUGGUCAGAGCCAGUAAACAUUUGACAGUGAAAUUUAGAAAGCUUUUGUUUUGGGAGAAAAUGGUUUGUUUUAAACUGAAGAAAAUACAUUUUACUUUCAGGUUUCAGACGUAGGGGUGUGUAAUUGUCUAAUCAAACCACAAGCACUUAAAACUUUAUGUCAGCUUUGUAUGUUGCAGUUUGUGCUGUUCUUUAUUUAAUUGUCAUUUUAUACAGCACUCUUUUUCUUACUGUUGAUACUGUUUUUGAUAUUUUAUUUAUUUUCUCAAGACUCAGCUUAACAUCUGAACACAAAUUUAUAACCUGUAAUGAAUAUUUAAGAUUAUUAUCUAAUUAUGGGAGCACCUCUAAAUGAUGAAGACAUUACAGCAUUUACCAAUAAUUGUAAAUAUUAUGUUGUUGUUGUAGCUGGGAAUACGUGAAUGCUGUCCGUGCACUCAAGUCAAAUCUCAUUUGAUCUAAGUUCAUUCUCACGUUCAGUUUCAGCUGGUAGUGUCACUGGGUUGAUUAAGGCACCAUUGCAGAGGUUUGCAACGGAGGUGAAUUUCACAGUUCUUUCAAAACAAUCUGUCCAAAAAUAUCUCAACCGUGAUCACCCAAAGUUUCCGAUCA